GUAAUACAGGUUCACUGCUUUAAAUCCUCACUUAAUAGCACCUGUCCAGACCAGAUGAUUACAGAUACCAAGAGUUAUAGCAGCUUCCUUCUUAUAUGUAACUCUUGUUAUAGGUGCUGGAACUGGUUUGUUCUGUGGAAGGUAUACUUUUACCACACAGGAAGUGUUCAUUUGUGGGUCUGGACUGAGCAGACAAGAGCCUUUAUCCUGUGAACCUGGCUUAGUCACACACAAUCUAAUGCUUUUUACACCAGCGAGUGGAGGCUACGAGUUUAUUCAAAGAAACCCUUUUCCCAAUAUAAUUAAUGAGAGGAUGCUGUCACUUCAACUCCAAAGUUGGUACUUUUUUCAGCAAACAGCAAAAGCUAACAGCAAGUUCCACACAUGUUCAAACUAGUUUUACUGGUUUACUCGUUGAUUUAUUGCUGGAUGUUUGUGUGUGGGCUUGAAAGCCGUUGAGUUGGAGAUGUUGUGGAUAAUUGUCUCCGUCUCAUCCACUCUGGUUUUGAACUUGAUUCUCCCGAUGCUUCAUCCCGUCCAGACUUAAGAAGCUCGGCUGCCCUGAGGCAGUCGUCCUCCAAGGUUUCCUCCUUCGCGCUGUUCCUCAGUUUUGUCCAGACUGACUGAGUGUCAGCCAUGUCUUCUGCCCAACCUGGGGUUUUUAAACACAUUUUGUGCCUAUACGCUCAUUGGUCACUUUACUGUGUAAUCAACAUCUUCCAUCACACAUACCAAGUACACGUGAACAGUCUUGACCUGAACUUCUCAUUUUGACUUCCUCUGAACAUUCCACCAGACCCUGUUGUUCUGCAAAAACUUAGAUCGAGCGGGAUUGCAAGAAUUCAGUUUACACAUCAGUUUUCUCAAAACAGGCACCUACUGUAGCCCUGCUUCGAACCUUACUUUAUUCUAGUCAACCUUACCUUUAGUCAACAAUUCCUCAUAUGCAUUAGUCCCAUACAAAAUCAUCAGGCAGUUUACCAUCUAUUGUUUCAAUAACUUAUCACUGAUUGACCCCCUGAAAAUCAUUCUUAAAAUAAUGUCAUAUCAUUAGCAAUCGAUUGAAUAUAAGAAUCAACACCAUAGUAAAUAAAUCAACAUCAUUAGAAUCAUCAAUAUAAGAAUCAACACCAUAGUAAAUAAAUCAACAUCAUUAGAAUCAUCAAUAUAAGAAUCAACACAACUGGCAAUUGCAAUUUAAGAUUACACACAACAGGAAAUUCUGCUUGCUUGAUCAUUUCUUUCCACCCCCUUUGCUUCUGAUCAUCUGUUAGUCGAAGGUAAAAACUGGCUGUUCUCCAUUCUUCUGCUGACUUCCUCUAACUCUAACCAGCUGCUGAUGCCGCAAUUCUGCCUGCACCAUUCUCUUCAUCAUUCUCUUGUCCAAAAGUGCAGGCCACAAAACAUGUGGGCGUGUGUCAAACAGCAACAACACAUUCAAAUAGUCCCAAGAGGCAACCACUCUAUAAACAUUCCUUGAAGUUUUAUUGAAAAACACAGGUAUAUACAUUAAAAAAAUACCCUAAAGCCACACACACAAGGUAAAACACAUGUUCUAUUGAUUACUUACGAAAAGUGUUUUAAGCUGCAAUUACACUUUCAAUGUUGGGAUAUUUUAGUUCUUCAAUAAUGUUAAGCUCCGGGGUGCUUUGCAGUGAUGGACUCAACUGAUUUUCUUGAUGCACAGAUAUGUAGGUAAUAAUAACUUCUACAUCAUAACAUUCAUUCAGGCUUUUACCGAAGGUUUUCCGCAAUUUGAUUGUUGAGGAAUUUGCUUGUUGAGUAAUCCUGACAACGCGCCUCCUACUGUACGUGGACGAGCGCCGCGACGCUGCGUGGAGGGAACCGUCUGAGGAUCUGCACCAUGUCCGACCAGAUGUACGUCCUUUACCGUGGAAUUCUUGUUCCCACGCUGACUCACACGCUUGCGAGUUUGAAGUUCGCGCAGGAUUUCACCUUUCGAGACGAUGACGUCUUCGCCGUAACGUACCCGAAGUCAGGCACAAUCUGGAUGCAGGAAAUCCUGCCGCUGGUGCUGAACGAGGGGGACUUGACGCCCAUCCGAACCAUUCCUAACUGGGACCGGGCGCCCUGGCUGGAGGAGACGAGGCUGGCCGUGGUCGUGGACCAGCUCAAAUCUCCUCGCGCGCUGGUCACGCAUCUUCCCUACGGCCUCAUGCCCCCGUCCUUUCACACCUCCAAAGCCAAGGCGAUCUACGUCAUGAGGAACCCCAUGGACAUCCUGGUGUCUUCUUACUACUUCCACCAGAUGGCGGCAUUUUUGGAGGAUCCGGGAACGUUCGAUGAGUUCAUGGACAAAUUCCUGGAGGGCAGAGUGAUGUUUGGAAAAUGGACGGACCAUGUGAAAAGCUGGAGAGGUUCAGACCUGGGCGACAGAAUAAUGUUCAUCACUUAUGAAGAACUAGUUGAGGACCUGCCCGCAUCUGUCCGGCGCAUUUCAGCUUUCACGGGCAAGAACCUGGAUGAGGACACGGUUCAGACGAUAGCGAAGAACUGCACCUUCAGUAGCAUGAAGUCCAACCAAAUGUCCAACUUCAGCCUGGUGCCGAAGACGUACAUGGACCACGACAAAUCCCCGUUCUUCAGGAAAGGAGUUGUUGGAGACUGGAAAAACCAUUUCAGCUCGGAGCAGGUGUCUCGAUUCGCAGCAGUCAUUCGCAAAGAGCUGGAGGGUGCGAGCUUCUCUUUGCCGUGGAGCCUGGAGUAACGAACAUCUGGAUCACACCAACAAAUGACUGUUUGAACCCUUCAAUGAUCUUAUUGCACCUUAAAGCUACCAGGCUAAUUAGUUAUGUUAUCAACCUCAUACUUCCUUGUACUAAUUACUCAGUAACAGAUCUAUACUCGUGUACGUUUAGUAUGUAUUCAGACAAAGCAACAGAUGCAUUGUUUCCAGCAGCUGUUUUUUCCAUCCUGACAACCCAGAGGUGAAGAGGUUCAUGUCAACAUGAGUGUUUGCUUCAGAAGAUCUAAUUAACUACAAAACGACCCAAUCAACCCAAAGUUAUGAGUCCCUGUGCAAUUUAAUAUAAAAACAAUAAAUAAAAUACAAUUUUGUAUUAGGUGCUAGCA
Molecule: messenger RNA, 3093 nt
Organism: Betta splendens (Siamese fighting fish)
Lineage: Eukaryota; Metazoa; Chordata; Actinopteri; Anabantiformes; Osphronemidae
Gene: sult2st3
Product: sulfotransferase family 2, cytosolic sulfotransferase 3
Exons: 6
Coding region: 1865-2728 (287 amino acids)
Biological process (GO): sulfation
Cellular component (GO): cytoplasm
Molecular function (GO): sulfotransferase activity
Source: RefSeq, a predicted model, not a curated record